Messenger RNA from Phacochoerus africanus (Common warthog), 2751 nucleotides. RefSeq lists its product as uncharacterized. Lineage: Eukaryota; Metazoa; Chordata; Mammalia; Artiodactyla; Suidae. The coding region runs from base 1 to 795 and encodes 264 amino acids. The transcript has 2 exons. The record is from RefSeq and is a predicted model, not a curated record.
AUGGCGAAACGCUUGUUGUUUAGAGGGCAGGGGAAAAAAAUGGAGGAUAUUGAGGCAGCUCCCAGGGAAGAACUGCUAGGAGACAGACAUGACUGUAGGAAAAGCUAUGCUCCUCUAACGCUCUGCGUUACUGAAACAGACCUACCCAGGUAUCUAGAUCUUUUCCCAGUUUCACCUGCCCCCCCACUCCCACUCCACCCCCAGCUCACUUCAGUAACUCUGGAGCUCCCAGCUACUCAGGGAGAGCGAGCAAAAGAGGCCCGAAUUGGGGGGUGGGGGUGGCAGGCGCAGCUAAUCAGUCCUAGAAGGAAGAGGGGGCGGAGGCAAAAAAGGGCAGCAGUAGGCGGACUGGAGUGGGGGGGUAUCUUGAAACUACCCCGGCGGGGAUGGGGGGAGCAGCGGAUAUUCCCGGAUAGAAACUACGAUCGCAAGAGUGCCAGAGGUUGUUUAAGAAGCAAAACUGUUGGUGGCAACCUGAGCGCUGGAAGCCGAAGGGAGGAAGAAGGAGACGCGAAGCCGGGGCGGCGGAGCAGGGCGGCCGGCACAAAGGAGGCGGACUCGCGGCGGCAGCGUAUGCCCGCGCCGGGGGAUGCACGGCCCGCGGCCCUGCUAGACCGAAGUCCCGCACUGGCAGCUACGAAUAAAGUUUACAUUCUCCUGAGACCGCACCCCCCACCUCCCACCCAGGACCGCGCUUCUCCGCGUCCUCCUCCCCCAAACUGCACUCGGGACCCCGAGCACCAUCCCAGCCUUCCAGCCAGCACAACAAAGAGACACACCGACCGGCGAGGGUAAACAGCCGCGGCAGGGCGAGCAGGGCGGGCAGAGCGAGCGCCUCGAGAUAAGCAACUCCCGAGUCUUCCCCGCUCGCCGGAACGUAGUUUCUCCUUUUCUGUUUCAACCGGCUUUACAUUUGGAAUCUUCAUCUUCUCCCGCACCCCUCACACCCAAGGAUUUUAAACUCACCUUUACUUUCGAACUGAGAGUUGCGGUGGAUGGGAUCCUUCUCCAGAUGGUUGAAGGUUACGAUUUUUGUUUUUGGAAACCCUACCACCUCCUUAUUUCUAUUACUAUUUUUGCAAGAAAAGUAUAAAGAGAGUUGGAGUGGAGGUGAGAAUUGUGAUCGGGAAAGCCCUGGACUCCCUCCUUCUCCGUCUUCCGCCUCUCUCUUCUGAUUAGUUCCUAUCCAGCAGCAGAUUGAAGCAGGAGAUGAUUCUUCUCAAGGUUUGUUCAGCAGCUUCACUUCUAGGCGAAGGCUUCAUGAACCAAGUGACGUCAACCAACAAGGCUUCUCUCUCUCUCCUCUCUCUAACAAUGAAAGUUGCUGUUAACAAGGGAAAAAAGAGAGAGAAUUGUUUAUACCAUUUCAGUUCCAAUAAUAAAUGACCUAUCAGCUCCUAAAGUAGCCAAGGGAGGGAGGGGGUUGCUUCUUCCUCCCAAGAAUACUGUAGCUUUGAGUUUGCACCGUUCCUCGUCCCGAAAAAGUUAAGGAACUCAAAUGUUUUUGUUCUACUUCUAAAAGUAGAGAAGACAGAAAAUAGGAUUGAAAGUGUAAUUUUUUAAAAAAGUACACCGAAAAGAGGGAGCCCAGAUUAAUCAUUUCCAUCUAAACAUUUUGUUCGUAAAACUCAGAAUUCGGUUGAACUCUAAAAGCUAAUUUAAUAUGCCAAGAAUUCGUGGAUGUUUAGAACUCAAAAAGCAGGCGCAAAAAGGUCCCGGGAUAAAACACUACUGCCCUAACACAGGCAAGUUAAACCGACUGCUGUAAUGUUUAUGCAUUGAGUAAAAAUUUAAAUAAAACGUUAAAAUAGUAAAUAGUUUUAAAGUUUUAAGUUAAGACUGUAAAAGGUAACCUCAGUAUUUUCCCCCUCAACUUCUGAGAAGGCAAAGAAGGGGAGGGAUAACUAAAUGUAGGAAUUAGAACACUUGAAAAAAAAAAAUCAAGACUGGGCAGCCCAUUGCUCCAUCUUUAAAAUACACACGAGGUAUGUUAUUUGUCUACUCCCAGAAUUUUUUUCAACUUUCAUUUUCCCCCACCAAUUUCAACAUCCUGAAACCAAUAAAGUUAAAGUAAAGGUGAAGUACACCCCAUUCCCUGCUACAGCACACUACACCAUAGCUUCCUAAAAGAUGAUUUUUUUUUAAAGGCCUUAACCUUCGCAACACUUUAUUAACCAAGACGACAAAUAAAAAUGUUUUUCAUUGAGGUAGUGUUUUUCCCCUGAAGCACGUUAAAGUCUUGAAAGUUCAUAUUAUUAAAAAUUGCAUAAUAAAAUUUUUAGGAGGAAGAGCAAGUGAAAGGCAAGCUAUAGAAUAAUUUGACCAUAUAUGUAUAUUUUGCACAUGCAUAUGCGGAUAAAUGUAUCUUAAAAGAUGCUAUUGUUUUAUGUUUCCUCUUCAGCCACUGGCUGUGAUUUUAAUUGUGCUGGAGGAUCUUCAUUAGUAUUAACACAUGGGGAGAUUUAACAAAGCUGCUUCAUUAGGAAAAAAAAAAGCUUGGCAGACUAGGUCUUUUUGCAUGCACUGAGAAUGUCAGCCUUACCUCGGUCAUUUGUAACAUAAUAAGUGCAAGUACAAUGAUUGCAAAGCAGGAGCACUGGGGGAAGGGCAGAAAUACUGCCUGUCUAAUAGGGAUAUCUGAAAAGAAGGCUGCUCAUUACAUAGUAAAAUGUAUGCUAAAAAUUAGUGAAGAUGAUGUCUCAGGAGAUUGAUGCUAAAUAAAUUAAUGUGCUGAUAUGUUUUUAAUUAUUA